Hyla sarda is the source of this 3308-nucleotide messenger RNA. It is a transcript of the gene OIT3, whose product is annotated as oncoprotein induced transcript 3. The record is from RefSeq and is a predicted model, not a curated record. The coding region runs from base 884 to 2380 and encodes 498 amino acids. The transcript has 9 exons. NCBI's taxonomy places the organism in Eukaryota, Metazoa, Chordata, Amphibia, Anura, Hylidae. Gene Ontology annotation, molecular function: calcium ion binding.
GGAUACAGACGGGGAACCCUCAGAACCUGAAGUCGGCAAGUCUCUCAGUGUGGUACGUACUGAUGCAGGAGCCUACUUCACAGCUUGUGAAUUAAAGGAUACUUUACAGAUGCUCAUCCUUAGAGCUUUGGAGCAAAAAGUUAUGCUAUUGUCUGAAAAAGAGGUUCGCUUUUUUUGGAUCGUGAAUUCUCUGCGCUCCUAUGAUGAAUGUAACAGAGCUUCCAGAGGUUUCAGAACCUACAAAGAGCCGUCACAGUUCUUGGAUGAUGACAGCCUCCUUGAGGAAUGGAAAUCAGCCCAUCUAGAGCACUCCUUACACCUCAUGAGAAUUGUACUCAAAAGAAACGAGGUAGAGUACCACAGUGUGACACAAGAACUUUACCGGGCGAAAAUUGAACUGAGAUCACGCCAUGCAGAGGAGCAAUUCACCUCCUUUAUUAAAAAAUUGGAAAGGAAAUUACUGAUCACUCAAGAUGAAACAAAAGACCGGAAAAGAGACAAGUUCCUCGGGGACAAGCUUGAUUUUGAGAAUGGCCGGAUUUAUGAGUGGGGGAAUCGUAAACAAGUCAGAAGAAAGAAUCGUUCCGAGGAAUAGGACCAAUGAUCAGUGGACUACCCACUCGGAUUCUAGCCGUUCAGAUGAUCCCACAGCUGGUGAGGAUGCAAGCCACAUUACAGGGGGUCCAAAAAACGGGGCACCCACAGAAGGAAGACAAGGUAGGGGUGGGGCAAAGGGCCCAAAUCGCCACAAAAGAAACCAGAAGAGAAAACAAGUAUUGUGGAGAUAGCACAAACUGCCUUGGAUCCGUGUUCGGCUUAUGUUAGUCUGAAUGAACCUUGGAGAAACACAGACCAUUUAUUUAAUGAAUCUCAAGACAAACCAAUGUGCGACAACCACCUGGAUGGGGAGUGGUAUCGCUUCACUGGUAUGGCAGGAGACGCCAUGCCAACAUUUUGUAUCCCAGAAAACCACUGUGGCACACAUGCCCCAAUCUGGCUCAAUGGAAGCCACCCAAGUGAAUCAGAGGGAAUUGUGCAAAGACAAGCCUGUGCCAGCUUCAGUAAUAACUGCUGCCAAUGGAACACAACUGUGGACAUCAAGGCCUGUACAGGAGGGUAUUAUGUGUAUCGACUAACAAAGCCAAAUGUUUGCUUCCAUGUCUAUUGUGGGCACUUUUAUGAUAUCUGUGAUCAGAUGGAGUGUGGAGGAACAUGUCUGGACAAUGGAGAUUGCAUAUGCAGUUCUGGAACAGUUCUAGGUCCAGAUGGACAAACAUGUUUGGAUGAAAAUGAAUGUGAGCAUGAUAAUGGUGGAUGUAGUGAGACCUGCAUCAAUCUGAAGAACUCUCAUCGUUGUGAUUGUGGGAAGGGACGAGUGCUGGGCAGAGAUGGAAAGACCUGUGAAGAUAUUGAAGGAUGUCAGAUCAAUAAUGGAGGCUGCAGCCAUACCUGUGCACCAUUGGGGGAUUCAUACCAUUGUCUGUGCCCACGGGGGCUUAUCCUGUCUGAGGAUAACCACACAUGUCAAGUUCCAGUGUUAUGCAAGCCAAGUUCCAUAGAGGUCUCUGUUCCAAAGGAUCUAGUUGGUGGACUUGAACUGUCGCUUACCAAUUCCUCCUGCAAGGGUGUUUCUAACGGCACCCAUGUCAAUAUCAACUUCAACCUCAAGGCUUGUGGGACAGUUAUCAAUGUAGUAAGUGAUAAAAUUAUUGCUACCAACCUAGUCACAGGUAUGCCUAAGCAGACCCCAGGAAGCAAUGGGGACAUUAUUAUUCGUACAAGCAAAAUAAUAAUCCCUAUUACAUGUGAGUUUCCCAGACUUUACACCAUCACAGAAGGAUAUGUACCCAAUCUUAAAAACACACCCCUCGAAAUUAUAGGUCGCAACAGAGGGACAUUUCCCUUCACCCUGGAAAUUUUCAAGGAUAAAGACUUUGACGAACCUUACAGGGAAACUCUGCCAACACUUAAGCUCAGAGAUUCGCUUUACUUUGGCAUUGAACCUCUGAUGCGCGUCGGUGGACUGGCAACCCUUGUGGAGAAUUGUUUUGCAACCCCAUCUUCCAAAAAUGAUGAAAUCCUGAAAUACUAUCUAAUAAAAGAUGGUUGUGUCUCAGAUGAGGCUGUCAAGCAAUAUACAUCAAAAGAUCAUCUGGCCAAACACUUCCAGGUCCCAGUGUUUAAGUUUGUUGGAAAAGACAACAAGGAGGUCUUCCUACAUUGCCAAGUUCUGGUCUGUGGAGCCACAGAUGAGCGAUCGCGGUGUGCUCAAGGCUGUCGCCGUCGAAUGCGCAGAUCAGCCAAUAUAGAAGAAGAAACAAGCCACCUGUCAAGCCACAUGCUCACUGGAGGCCCCAUAGUAAUAGACAUGGAGGAAUAGUUUUUUCCUUCCAUUCAGAACCACAGUGCUGUAUAUAAAAUGCUUCAAAACUUAUUUUAUUGAUCCAUUUUUUAUCCAUUGUAAAUACUUUACACUAAGUAAAUACUUUUUACACUUCAGGACCCUUAUUAGUGCUGCCAAAUGGCUGAGAUUCUUUCCACAUCUCGAUUAAGCACUUGGCCUCAGUAAAGAUCCCCAAUAGACAAGGUAUUGGGCGGCCUCAGCUUUUCAUUGAAAGCCAACAAAUGCAGACAGCACCCAUAGGGGCAAUGUAUUUAGCCAAGCAGUUAUGAUGAUUUAGUCAAGAGAUUGGUGUCUGUCUCUGUUUUCGGACCCUCACAUGUCUUCAUGAUAUGUAAAAUUUCAAUGAAAUGACAGUGUCACUUUAAGACUGCCUUUUUGGAUUUCUGUAUUAUCAUGUCCAAAAUGAUAUCCCAUUUACACAGUAUCCCCAGUAUAGGGGAUAACUAGUGGAUUACUGGGGAACUGGCUGCUGCCACCCACAUCGAUUUUAAGAACAGAAAACUAAUGUCCUCCAAUGAAUAGAGCACUGGCCUUUCACGCACGUUGCUGAUCUCACAAUCAGUUGGGGUCCCAGUAUGUGGGGGAUAACCUUUGCUCAUGAGUAUACACCUGUAAUUUUUAUUUUUUAUUAUUUUGGACAAAUUCAGAGCCCAUGUGGUAAUCAUUUAUUUCAUUUAUAAACAUUGUGUUAUUACCAUUUCCAUACACAAAAUGUUAUUUAUGUUUCAUGACUUAAAACUUUAUUUACAUCUUCUUUCAGAAAGUUGUAGAAUCUCACCUUAUUGAUUAUAACAAUGUUUCAGCCUUUUGUGUUUGUGUCUUAUUCUGGAAGCAAUGCAUUUCUAAGAUCAUUAUUAGACCUAUAAAUAGAGCUACAAUAUAUGGCACACUUAUCCACAAUGGG